Molecule: messenger RNA, 1675 nt
Organism: Pezoporus occidentalis (night parrot)
Lineage: Eukaryota; Metazoa; Chordata; Aves; Psittaciformes; Psittacidae
Product: pancreatic alpha-amylase
Exons: 11
Coding region: 16-1548 (510 amino acids)
Biological process (GO): carbohydrate metabolic process
Molecular function (GO): cation binding; alpha-amylase activity
Source: RefSeq, a predicted model, not a curated record
AUCGCAGAGCACAGGAUGGGUAUCUCAUUUCUUCUGUUAAUUGUAGGGCUUUGCUGGGCACAGUACAACCCUAAUACUCUCCUUGGGAGGACAUCUAUCGUACAUCUCUUUGAAUGGCGCUGGGCCGAUAUUGCUCUUGAGUGUGAGCGCUAUUUAGCUCCUUAUGGAUUCGGAGGAGUUCAGGUAUGUCUACCUGCUGAGAUAUUGAGGGUCUAUGUGGGACCCUGGUGGGAAAGAUACCAGCCCAUCAGCUACAAACUCUGCACUCGGUCGGGAAAUGAAGACGAGUUCAGAGACAUGGUGACCAGAUGCAACAACGUUGGAGUGCGCAUUUAUGUGGAUGCUGUGGUCAACCACAUGUGUGGCUCCGGGGGUGGCUCAGGCACUCAUUCUACCUGCGGAAGCUACUUUAAUGCUGGCAAAAGAGAUUUUCCAGCUGUGCCAUACUCUGGCUGGGAUUUCAAUGAUGGCAAAUGUAAAAGUGGAAGUGGAGAAAUUGAAAGUUACAGUGAUACCUAUCAGGUGCGGGACUGUCGCUUGUCUGGCCUUCUUGAUCUGGCCCUGGAGAAGGACUAUGUCCGCUCAAAAGUUGCUGAGUACAUGAACCAUCUCAUUGAUAUUGGCGUAGCAGGCUUCCGAAUUGAUGCUGCCAAGCAUAUGUGGCCUGGGGACAUUAAAGCAUUUCUGGACAAGCUGAAAGAUCUAAAUACUCAGUGGUUUUCUGGAGGAACAAGACCUUUCAUAUACCAAGAGGUAAUUGACUUGGGUGGAGAGCCGAUCACAGGCAGUGAGUACUUUGGAAACGGCCGAGUGACGGAAUUCAAAUACGGUGCCAAACUGGGGACGGUGAUCCGCAAGUGGAAUGGAGAAAAGAUGGCUUACUUAAAGAACUGGGGAGAAGGCUGGGGCUUUGUGCCUUCCGACAGAGCCCUGGUCUUUGUGGAUAAUCACGACAACCAGCGGGGGCACGGGGCCGGUGGGGCUUCCAUUCUGACCUUCUGGGACGCCAGGCUUUACAAAAUGGCAGUCGGUUUCAUGCUCGCUCAUCCGUAUGGGUUCACACGUGUGAUGUCAAGUUUCCGCUGGCCACGAAAUUUUGUAAACGGACAGGACGUCAAUGACUGGGUUGGACCACCAAGUAACUCAGAUGGAUCAACAAAGGCUGUUACGAUCAACGCAGACACUACCUGUGGCAAUGACUGGGUUUGUGAACAUCGCUGGCGUCAAAUCAGGAACAUGGUUGUCUUCCGUAACGUGGUGGACGGUCAGCCUUUCUCCAACUGGUGGGACAAUGGCAGCAACCAAGUAGCUUUUGGCCGUGGCAAUCAAGGCUUCAUCGUUUUCAAUAAUGAUGACUGGGAUAUGAACGUCAAUUUGCAAACUGGGCUGCCUGCUGGUACCUACUGUGAUGUUAUUUCCGGAGACAAGGAGGACAACCGAUGCACUGGAAGUCAGGUGUAUGUUUCUGGGGAUGGAAUGGCUAAUUUCCAGAUUAGUAACCACGCUGAAGAUCCAUUCAUGGCAAUUCACGUUAACGCCAAGCUGUAACUCGGGAGAAACAUCCUUCUCCGUUUGGUCUCUGCGUUACCGUUUCCCCCGUAACUGGUGACUCCCUGGUAUUUGAGCAGGAGGGAUUCUCUGUAUCUAGUGAAUAAUAAAUGGCAAGCAAAUUGAA